Molecule: messenger RNA, 1079 nt
Organism: Notolabrus celidotus (New Zealand spotty)
Lineage: Eukaryota; Metazoa; Chordata; Actinopteri; Labriformes; Labridae
Product: phospholipase A2-like
Exons: 4
Coding region: 498-962 (154 amino acids)
Biological process (GO): lipid catabolic process; phospholipid metabolic process; arachidonate secretion
Molecular function (GO): calcium ion binding; phospholipid binding
Source: RefSeq, a predicted model, not a curated record
AGGUGGCGAUUGCAGAAUGUCAGAGCUAAGGUGUGGUGGGCCUAGCUUAUUGAAACAUCAGGGAAGGGAGCUGCCCACUUGAUAACACUGUUGAUCUACUGACUGUCGCUGCCCUGUCCCCAUCGAUCUUCAUGCUUUGGUGUUGGGGACAUGAGAAGCCAUACGGAAAGUAAUGCCACUUACCAGCACAGCUUGGAUGGGAUGUGUUUCUUCACUUCACACUUGUCUUUUUCAUUACAGCUACAGUACUUUGUGUUUAUUUGAAAUAUCUGGACAAAAAGAAAACUCAUGUAGAAGCAGUAGAAGCUGUAAGCACUUCCAGGCUUUUCCCUCUGGGGGGCGUACGGGUUGAUAAACACUGGAUUAACCUCCGUCCAAUGGUGAUGCUCAGAGGAUUACUCAAACAGCCUCUAAAAAAAGCUCUCCCCUCAAAGCUACACUCUGAGAGUAAAAGUGAGAGAGACACUGUGCAGGAGUUCAGCAGCCUGUCGUGAGCCAUGGCGGCAUUUUACCGGAUACUUCUGCUGUUAUCAGUAGCUGUGGCCUCUGUGGCUGCGCGCAAGUCCCAGCGGACAAAAAGGGGUUUACUGGAGCUGGCGGGGGCUAUCAAGUGCAGCACGGGAAAAUCUGCUUUGGCUUACAUGAUGUACGGAUGCUACUGUGGGCUUGGAGGUCAAGGCUGGCCCAAAGACAGAGCAGACUGGUGUUGCUUCAAACAUGAUUGCUGUUAUGGAGAAGCAGAGCGUCUGGGAUGUCAAACCAAAACAGACCAGUAUCACUGGACAUGUGAGGACAGGACAGCUGAGUGUGAUGAUCUGGAGGACAAAUGUGAAAAGCUGCUGUGUAAGUGCGACAGAAACGCCGCCAAAUGUUUGAGGAAAGCACCUUUCAUCUCAAAGUACUCCGUGUGGCCGGAUUUUCUCUGUGGUUAUGAACAACCAAUGUGUAAUAUUUUCUCUUAAAAAGGGAAACAAAACUGCAAUGAUGUUUCUGUGCCUCCUUUAUAUAUCACAUGAUACAGUGAUGAUGGUAAUACUAUUACUGUUUAUAGUCAAAGACACUUGUACUGUGUCUUUUAG